UGGAAUAGUGACUACUCUGAGAUCGUUGCUUGCUUUCAAUUUUAGAGGGUUUAAGAGUCUCUGUGUCGCCGCUACAACCGCAUUCUCCACCUUCCACUCUUUUUUCUCAACCAAACACAAACACAAAUGAAUCGACGCGCAAACCGUUCUCUCUCCAACGCCUUCUUCACAAUCACACACUCCUCUCGCCAAUCCCCACUCCCCACUUCACCAAUCCCCUUUACUCCACCGAUUCAAACCCUCUCAACCUCAAAGUUCCCCUCUUUUUCCAAAAUCACCGACACCCAUUUCACGAUUCAGCACAAUCUAAGAAAUUUCAGUAAUGGGUCAAGCGAGUUGGAUCACAACAAGGAAGUGGACGAAAUCAACCUCAAGUUUGCGGAAGCGAGGGAAGAGAUAGAGAUGGCGUUGGAGUCGAAAGAGACGGUUUAUUUCAAUGAAGAAGCUGAGUGUGCUCGUGCUGCGGUUAAUGAAGUGUUGAUGAAGUUCGAAGGGUUGUUGGCGAAGUUGCCGGAGAAGGAGAGGGGGGCUUUGCAGAGGGCUAUGGGUCUCAAGAUUGAACAAUUGAAAGCUGAGCUUUUGCAAUUGGAUGAGUAAGAUACGAGUUUUAUUAUUAUUGUUCUGAGUUAUGAUUCUUAGUUAUGGGCUUCAAUUGGUGAUUGUAGCUUAUAGAUUAUCAAUUUAUAAGAGUAUUUAUUUAAUAGGCUAGAAUUUUGAAUAAAUGUAUUGUAAUGUAAGACACCUCUUGAUAAUUUACCCGUUGGAUUGGUAAUUCACAACUUAAGCUUUUAUUCAUUUAAA
Messenger RNA from Vicia villosa (hairy vetch), 801 nucleotides. Its product is annotated as embryogenesis-like protein. The record is from RefSeq and is a predicted model, not a curated record. The transcript has a single exon. Lineage: Eukaryota; Viridiplantae; Streptophyta; Magnoliopsida; Fabales; Fabaceae. Bases 127 to 597 code for a protein of 156 amino acids.